UUUAUUCAAAAACGCAAAACUUCUUAAAUCCUUAAAAAAUAUUAUGCAUUAAAUGUAGAUUUGUAGGUUAAGUUAAAGAACGUUCAAGAGAGGGGGCUAAAAUUUGUUUUCAGCGCCACUUGCUUGCGGUGGUUUUAUUCGUGAACUAAUUGAGUUCAGCUUCAGCGAAGAGUGACCGAGAGUUUACAGACUGGAUAUCUCUAACGAUUAAAGAUCAUUUUGCUGAAUAUUUUUAUCCCUAAGAGUGUAGAAAUUAUAAAUUUUUAGUGAUAAAUAAAAAGGUUAAAUAGUGAGUUGCUCCUGUGUGUCUUCAGUUUUUGUUGAAGGAGCUUUCUUCGACGAGAUCGAAGAGCAAAAGCAUGAGCUUGUAACGUCCGCAGCAGUUGGCUUGAAGGAAUUUAAAAAAAAGUAAACGGGCCGGGAAAUUUAUGGAAAAUGCCCUCCGUUUCGAAACACCGCAAAAUUAAAAGGCCGACCGUCAUUAUUAAAAGGACACAAUGCCCGAGAAACCGACCGCCAAAAGUUCGCACUCCCUCGUAUGAAAAAUUGAAAAACAACAAUCAUUCGUUAGCGAGGGCUCUGUCACAAGAAAAACAAGAGAGCCAAUCUCUUUUUUCUCAAAAUGUAUCUCUUGUAGCUCAAGUUCACGAUUUAGGAUUCGCUUGUAAAAGACGUGAUGAUAUAAUCGUUAACAUCCUAAAAAAUGCGAAAGAGAUGCUUAAGAUGAUGGUCACGAUGACCAAUUACCUAACAAAUACGAUAUCAUCUUGCCAGGAAUUUACUACUAACCCUUCAAACAGUUUUCGAUCGUCUACACAAUCUUCAGGACGAGAGUCGACCCGGAGAUUGUCCACAAAAUCGCCCGCUAGGGGCGUUGUGAAACCGAUGGUUAGUGGACACACGAUCACAAAACCAACAAUUAAUUUGAGCAGGGUUAAUAUGCAAAAUAUUCAAAAUGUAUUGAGCUUAGCAACUAUCGAAGAAGCAACUUCUUCUCCUGAGAGAAGCUCUGCUUCUCCAUCGAGCGUUGCAUCCAGAAGUCCUUCCACUAGAAUAAAUGAAGUAGUUCCUCGUAGACAACUAAAUUACGAGAAUAGAAGAGUCUGCAGGCUGCCUGAGCGAAUUCCUGUUGUCGUUAUGACUGAUGACGUAGAUGAAAGCAGACUAAGCAGCAGAUCAAGAAUCUCAGACCGUUUCUCGGGCAAAUUUUCUAAACGAAAAUCUGGAAGUUUGCCUGAAAAUCGAGUGAAAAAACGCAGCAUUGAUCGACAGAGCAAUGGGAUUGAUCACUUUCAAAUAAAAAGUCCUCGAGUAGCUUUAAGCGAUGUAUCGCGUCUGCUGCAAAAUUCUCAAACAGUCAAUGUCCGAACGCUCGAAGAAAAUUCUAUGAUGGACGAAACGCUGGGCAUUAACUCGACAAUAAAUUCCCAAAAUUCUCGAGAUUGUACUCAAUCACCAGAGAAAAAUGUGGUAUUUAAUCUUUCAGACUCUGAUAGCGAUUCGGGAGUCUGUAGAAAUUUACCCUCAGGACCGAUGAGCAGUAAAUUGACUCCCGAGCCUAAAAAACAGAAAUCUAGUAACCUAGAUAGAUCAAGUCUUUUCAAUAAAUCUAGUUCUUCCGAUAAGCUGAACCUGAAUAAAUCGACAGAGUUAAAUGGUAGUGUGAACUACAAACAAUGCAACGGUUCUAAAAAACCGAAACUGAGCACAACCCUCACGAACGAUGAUCCCCUCGAAGGAUCGAGCUGGAUGUUCAAUGGUUCUCAAAGCAGAUCUUCUUCAAACAGCGACAACCUCUCGUCUGGUUCCGAAAGUCCUGAAAAUGUUCGUUUCAAAGGAACUCGAGCCAGCAUAUCUCACAAUGAAUUAAGUUCUUUCACUCUUAAACCACCGAUAAAAUCAUCAGAUCAGGCCCAAACGAUUAGAAGCGAUUCUCCCAGAAGGAGCGAAAACUCGAAGCCAAAAUCGAUUGAAAGUUCUCCCGAGGAAAUAACUAUGAACUUCGCCCGUUUUGUUACCAAGCAUCGAGGACACUCUGCAGUUGAAGAAGUCGAUGAUUUCGAUGAUAUGGAGGAUCCUACGAUUAUGUUGAAUAUUCGACAGCAAACCCAGAAGUCGAGAUUCAAUAUCGAUGAUUUGAGGUUGCCGACAAUAGACAGUCCGGUUGUUACUGGACCUCCACCCGAGCCGGAAAUUACGAGCACUAUUAAUAUCGUAGCGAUAAACGGUGUUCAUAGAGAACCGAUGUACGACAUGCCCAACUUGAGUCUCCCUCGGAUUUCAGACUUUCCAAUUCCACAGGCACAAACCCCCGUUCCGGAGAAAAAAGAAAAAGGGCAGAGGAAAAGAAAAAAAAAGAAUGUUACUGAACCAGCUGGUGAGGCAGAACAAACAGUUUCUAAGCCGACAAAGAAGAAGGCGAAAAAUAAGAUUGUUGUUCAGGAUAAAGAUCCCAGUGCAGCUAAAGUCGUUUUGCAAAAGCUACCAGCACAGGAGAGGAAAAUUUCGGAGGAAUCUGUGCGAUCUGGCAGGAACUCGGGAGCAGCACAGCCAGAUCCAUCAAGUGAUUCUGAAAGUAGCAAUGCUAGCAGCAGGUAUGCCUCUACUAGACCUAGGCGUCAUAAAGCUCCAAUGAACUUACAAGAGCCUAGUUUAACGAAAAAACUGAGGAGGCAAGAAUAAGAAGUUCCAGUAAGUUGUGUUGUGUGAAUUCGUCACAUGUUUAAAAGAUGUGAGCAACUUUGGACCGAAGCAAAUUGUCUUCAGUCUUUCAGUAACUACGAAUAUAUUUACCUAUUUAUUGCUGAACUAUGCAAUUGAUUUUUCCACUUUGAAAGGAGUUGCUUCAACAAAUUCAAGCCGCAGAUGACUUCUGCACGUUUGACUAGCAUGCUAAUGUUUGCUCUCCUUUCUGAUGUAACUUCCUUUUACCAUUUGUAAUCUUUUGCGUGUGGAUAAUUCAUGAAUUGGUUUAAAUUAUUUUCGUUAGACUCCAGCUAAAUUACUUUGUUUCGAAUGCAGUUUUUUUAGUGGUAUUGUAUUCUUCACUUCGAUUUGAAAUAUUCAUAGCAAAGUUUAAUACCGCGAAUAGACUUCGAAAAAAAUAGUGAAACAGUUGUGUAGUUUAAAAAAUGGGAAUAUUUUGAUUUUUGAAUCUAUUAACUUUCCUUGUUACACAACUGUUUGACGAGUUUACCAUUUAUUAUUGACUUUGACACCUGCAGAAUUUCAAUUCUUUUAUAUUUCAUUUCAAGAUCGCAUAGAUAAAUAAAUGGUACAAACAAUA
This is a messenger RNA of Belonocnema kinseyi, 3286 nucleotides long. Its product is annotated as shugoshin 2-like. The record is from RefSeq and is a predicted model, not a curated record. Bases 436 to 2682 code for a protein of 748 amino acids. The transcript is spliced from 10 exons. NCBI's taxonomy places the organism in Eukaryota, Metazoa, Arthropoda, Insecta, Hymenoptera, Cynipidae.